AUGAAAAUAACACCACAAUUUCCACAAGUAAAUAUGCUAUUGGUAUCGAAAAAUUCAAGAAAACAAAGACGUAAAGCAAAUAAUUUUCUAAUGCCUGGCUUAAAUUGUAUUGAUUAUGGUCGAAUUAAUGAAAUUAAUACAUUUUAUUUAUUAUGUCAAGAUCAACGUGAUUGGUAUCGUGAUCCAUAUAACAAAUUACAGCCAAUAAGUUUUUUUCAAAGAGCUACCCCAAAACAUGGUGAAAUUAAAAGUCCAAAUACAAUUUAUUGUGAACAACCAAAACAUUGGGUUAUUGAAUCACAACCGGCUGUAUAUCCAUUACCCGAUUAUAUUAAAAAUUCCAUUUUACCUAUAACAUUACGAGGACAAUAUGAUGCAAUGCCAUAUGUGAUGUCAUCAUUAUGUAAAAAUCAUUUUCUUCAACAAUUAUAUCGUAAAAUUGAUGGAGCUGUAUUAUUAUCCCAAAAUGAAAGGAAUUUAGAUUGCAUGAUUACAUUUCAAACGCAUUCAAUAUUACAACGUUUUAUGUUACGAUUUGAUUUAUUACAAUUGGAUUGUAAUGAUCAUUUAUAUGUUUAUGAUGGUGCCCAUGCUGUUGGUUCACAUAAGGCCGAUUUAUCAUGCCGUAAUACAAAACAAUCAGUUGGGUCAAUUUUCACACGAACAAAUUUCGUAACAUUAAAAUAUGUCACCGAUAAUUGGGGUACUGAUGCAAAUGGUUUCAAGUUAGUUAUAACAGCAGUCAAGGAUUCAAAACAUUCUUGUAAAGAUUUUCGUUGUGAAUAUCGUGAUUUUUGUAUUCAUCCAGAUUUAGUUUGCGAUAAUGUUAAUCAUUGUGGCGAUAAUUCUGAUGAAUCAGCUAGCAAUUUAUGCCAAAAUCAAGAACAAACAACGCUACUUGGUCUUGAAUUAACUUGGUUUGUUUUAAUUGCUGUCAGUAGUUUAUUAGUUAUAUGCGCAUGUAUAGUUGGUUGGACAAUUUGUUUAUGUCGACGAACACCAAGAAAUCAAAAUCAGAAUUCAAUACAACUUCGACAUACAGCCGAAACAAAUGGUUCAUCGAAACAUUUACAUGGAACAUUACCACGUGAACAUACAGCACUGCCACCGAUUUCGGGAAACUUGUAUCACCCUGCGGGACCAUUAGGGUACCUCCGCAUUCAACACAAAUUAUUGAUGAUGGCCAAAGUCCGUCCCAUUUGGUAUCUAAUAAAUUUAGGCAAUUAGGUCCUGAUUUAUCACAAACAACAACAACAACAACAGCAUCAGCUAAUUCGAAUGCUCAAAAAGAUGAAUGGUUCGUUUAAUUUGAAGUUUAUUGAGAUAUAGAAAAAUAAAUGCAUACAUACAUAAUAUAUAUGAACGGAGAAAAAAAAUAUAUAUGAUUAAUUAAAAUUUACCAAUAAAUUUAAAAAAAAAAAUUAUUAUAUACUUUCCAUAUAUAAUAUUUUUGUCAUAAUAACAUAAUAUUAAAAUUAUAUUAAUGAAGACGUAAAUAAUAUACUCAAAAAAAAAGACUUAAAUUAAUAUUUCUUUAUCAAUUAAAUUAUACUCAAAAGUACGAUACUUACUUAUAAGAAAUAAAAUUAAUUAAUCGGAAAUUUUAAAAGAAAUCUGAGAUAAUUACAGUUUCACAGUUAAAAAAAAUAUUUAAAG
Molecule: messenger RNA, 1656 nt
Organism: Condylostylus longicornis
Lineage: Eukaryota; Metazoa; Arthropoda; Insecta; Diptera; Dolichopodidae
Exons: 6
Coding region: 1-1227 (408 amino acids)
Molecular function (GO): protein binding
Source: RefSeq, a predicted model, not a curated record